GCCUCAGUGUGUAAUGACUCAUUCACAUUCACAGCUUAGAGUAUCAGUGCAGCAGGCUGCACCUUGUAGCCCAAAAUAUUUGUGACACCAAACAAAGAAGGAAAGCAUGGAAGCAGUGUCGUCUCAGCAUCACAGAGAGAAUAACUGUCCAUACAGCUGCAACCAAUAGGUACUGUAUGAAGCCCAUGCAGAACUUUGCUUCCUGCAUAUUCAUUUCACACUUGUGGAACAUUACGCGCUAAGAAUUUAAAGUGGAUUGAAAAUGUUUCUUCUCCUUGGCUGCUGGAUCCUCACAGGUAUCAUGGCAGAGGACCCAGAGGUGACACAUUACCAACUGAAAAACAGCUCUGUGUGUCUACAUGUUAGCAAACCGCCGCCACGUAACAGUGCAAAAUGGACUUUUGCAGGCACUUUUAUUAUUUCAUCUGACACCAGCAACCCCAACUUUGCAAACAAAGUGGAUUACGAGCGUGAAAACCUCACCUUGUGUCUAAAACAGCUAACUGACACUGACAGUGGCAUCUACAAAGUCUCAUUUCAUGACUCUGGGUUUAAGGAGGUAUCUGAGACACACAGAGUCAUUGUUGAGGAACAUGUUCCUCGGCCUGUGAUCAGAAUUUCAGUGCUGUUCUCCAACCUGUCAGCUGGACUCUGCAGCAUCUCAGUCAACUGCUCCGUCCACGACGACUGGGUGAGGUCUGUGUGUGAUGAGGACGAUUGUAGAACAUCUGACAAGUCACUCACAAAGGUCAACAUCUCCGUCUCCACUUACAACAGAACUGUUGUCUGCAGUGGCAACAACCAUGUCAGCACAAAUAAUGUUUCUGAAAGCAUGACAACAAUGUGCUCCAGUAAAUCUGCUCCUGAACACACAGAGGCUUUACAUCUACCCAUUGUAAUAGUAAUAUGUGUUGCAGUUUUGGUGGUUCUCAUUUCCUUUUUCACUCAUAUGGUGAAGACGCUUUUUUUGGAAUGUAAUCACCAUCAGGGACAGACAUCAGCUGCUCAUUUAGGACAAAGCCAUCCAGUUGAGGCACAGCCACAACAUGAGCCCAGAGCCUCUACCUCUUCUUCCAGUCAAGCUGAGGCCACUUAUGAAAACUUGGAUGCCACACAGUCCAGCAGUGCCACACAGCAGUCAGGGUCCACACCAAGUGAGGGAGUAGAUACUGUCUACUGUAUGUUACAGGCACCAAAUGUGAUUCCUUCUCUUAGCAAGAGUGACAAAAGUCGAGGUACGAAAGGACGCGAGAUGAUUCGCGAGCCACCGACUUCACAGCCUGUCAGUGUGAAUGAGGCAGAGUGCCUCACAAAAAUAGACACAGUGUACAGUGUGUUGCAAAAACCAAAAAAGCAGUCACAGCUUCACCAACAGGCAAAACAAGAUUUACAGAAGAGGUGAACGUGACAAGUAAAAGAAGGAUGUUGUAUGGACAUUCAUGAAGUUUUUAUUUUAAGUCUUUGCAGGUUAUGUAGAAAAGAAAAUGGAAAGCAUUUAAAAUUUGUAAAAAAAAUAGUCCGGCAUUAUUAUGUGUUUUCUUCAAUAAAAAAAAAAAAGUAUUUGUUACUUUCUGU
Molecule: messenger RNA, 1575 nt
Organism: Toxotes jaculatrix (banded archerfish)
Lineage: Eukaryota; Metazoa; Chordata; Actinopteri; Toxotidae
Exons: 6
Coding region: 263-1402 (379 amino acids)
Source: RefSeq, a predicted model, not a curated record